Pristis pectinata (smalltooth sawfish) is the source of this 5401-nucleotide messenger RNA. It is a transcript of the gene e2f3, whose product is annotated as E2F transcription factor 3. The record is from RefSeq and is a predicted model, not a curated record. Gene Ontology annotation, molecular function: protein dimerization activity; RNA polymerase II cis-regulatory region sequence-specific DNA binding; DNA-binding transcription factor activity, RNA polymerase II-specific. The transcript has 7 exons. Gene Ontology annotation, cellular component: RNA polymerase II transcription regulator complex. The coding region runs from base 323 to 1594 and encodes 423 amino acids. Gene Ontology annotation, biological process: regulation of transcription by RNA polymerase II. Lineage: Eukaryota; Metazoa; Chordata; Chondrichthyes; Rhinopristiformes; Pristidae.
AUGCAAAUUAGGUUUGAAAAAGCCGCGGGAAAUCUGAGUUUCGCGGGAGGCAUUACGCGCGUAAAGUGUCUCCCUUCAUUCAUCGUCAGCUUCCUGGAGCCAUUUUCAGAGCUUGGGGCUGUUUUCAGGACUUUUAAAUCCUUCGCAUCUGCCCCUCCCCGCCUUCAAUAUCCUGCCGUGACCAGGUCUACGGCCACUGGGGUCUGAGCCCACUUGGCACCUGGGGCUAUUUUAUUCUUUCCCGAGGAGGCCGACCGAAUAGAUUAAGAAUAAUCCAACGGGGAGUUGCCGAGUCUCGGAGACCGGCCCGAAGUUGCGAGACAUGCGGAAAGGAAUCCAGCCCGUUCCGGCCAGAGCGUCUGCUGGAGCCGGGGCGGCGCCGGAGAGGACGGCGGCGGCUGCCGGCUUGUUCAGCGCCUUGGCCGCCAACGGCAGCGCGCCGGGCAAGAGCGCCGGUGCUGGCAGCCCCGGGGUCCGGCUCUUGACGCAAACGGCGGCGGCGGAGGGCUGCUCGACUCCCCGCGGGGCGGCCGGGAGGACGGGGCUGGCGCCGGCCACACCGGGCAGGACUCCGGCAAAGAGAAGAUUGGAAUUAGAUGAAAGUGAUCAUCAGUACCUGGCUACUGAUAUAUGUACUCCAAAAGGAAAAGGAAGGGGUACAAUGAGAAGCCCCAGUAGUCCAAGAACUCCCAGGUCCCCAUCAGAGAAGACUCGCUACAACACUUCUCUGGUUCCCCUCACGAAGAACGUCAUUCAGCUCUUGGGUCAAUCCCCAGACGGCGUGUUGGAUUUGAACAGAGCUGCAGAGGUCUUGAAUGUGCCAAAGCGAAGAAUCUACGACAUUACUAAUGUGUUGGAGGGUAUUCAUCUCAUUGAAAAGAAAUCCAAAAAUAACGUUCAGUGGAUGGGCUGCAGCCUGAUAGACAAGGAUGGUCUGCUGAAACGAUGCCAGGGUCUCAACCGGGAGGUUGCAGAACUUAGCCUGAAGGAGAAGAAGUUGGAUGACUUGAUCCAGAGUUGCACCUUGGACCUCAAAAAGCUGACGGAGGACUCUGAAAACCAAAGAUUAAAUUAUGUAACAUAUCAGGACAUCAGAAAGAUCCAGAGCUUUAAGGGCCAGGUGAUAAUAGCUGUGAAAGCUCCUCCUGAAACCAGGCUUGAAGUGCCUGAUCCUUAUGAUAAAUUGCAGAUACAUUUGUUAAGUUCGAGGGGGCCUAUUGAAGUUUAUUUGUGUCCAGAUGAUUCUGCAGCAUCAAGUAGUCCAUUGAAGACCAGCAGCAAGGAACAUUCUAGAAGUAUUUCUCAGUUGCGUGUGCGAGAUUUUGACAUUUCUAAUGGGAUGCAGCAUGACGAUGAUUCGGGUUCACAAUUUUCUCACCUUUCACCUUUGAGCUCAUUGAAUAAUCUUUUGCAACAAACUGAAGAUCAGAUUUCAACACCUAUGGAAGAGGAAGGACUGUUUGUAAAUUUGUCUCCGUCAGUGCCUCAGGAAGAUUACCUGUUAAGCAUUGGUGAUAAAACAGGAAUCAGUGACCUGUUUGAUUGUGAUGUUGAUAGGUUUUUCUCAAUGGAAGGUUUUAUGUUAAGUAAUUAAGUGCCCUUCAAUAUUGAAUAAUUGUUGAUAUGGACCUAAAAAACUCAAUGCAAGGUUGGGUACUGGUGAGUGAUGAAUGGAAAUCUGUCAUUACAGAGAUAGUAAUAGAACUUUUUGCUGGUAAAACCACAACCAGAUGUGUUGAACUUAAUAGUCUAUAUGGGUACUGAAAUGAUUUACUAUUGAUAUUUUAUAUAAAUUAUGUAUUAGCAUGAAAUGAAACUUCACUAUCAAUCAUCAUUUUUGUCUGAAUGGUGAUUUUUGUUUUGCCUUGGACAUGCACAGUGUAAUUUUCACUGUUCGAACACGUUCAAAUCCUGGUUAGCAUUUUGACCAGAGUCUUCCGAGGGUGAAUAAAUAAGCUGUUGAAAUUCUUUUAAUGGAGUGAGUGAGGUGUAUAAAUGUGUGUAAGAAAACUAUCUGCAAGAAAGGACUACUGGCAAAUGCUUGUUAUGUGGUUGUGCUUGAAUGUACUGAUGUCAGUAUGUGUGGACUGGUAAAUCUGCUUUAAUGCUGUGUCUGUGGGGACGAAAAGAAUGCUUAGAUGGGAAUAAAUCAAAAUUUAAAAACAACUGCAGGUAUGUUUUUUGUUUGAAAAUCAAAAACCUGCAAAUGUUGGAUAUCUGGAAUAAAAACAAACCUGCUAGAAAAACUCAGCAGGUCAGACAGUAUGUGUGUGGAGAGGGAAACAGUUGACGUUCCAAGUUCAAGACUUUUAGAUGAGAUUUCUUUAAUGUCUUGGAAAAAUUCAUAUUCACAAUUGUAGUAAUAGCCUGUAACUGCAUUUUCCACUCAUUUCUUUGUGACCUGCAUUUCCCACACACCAUCCCCACCACCCCCUCUCCACUGACUUGUCAAAAGCAUAUUGUCUGAUGGUUGAUGCUGAGAUGUUCCUUCACUGUUGGCACUCAACAUGGAGAACUUUUAGUUUCCUGUUAUACUAUUGUGCUUGAGGUGCCACUUGCCAAGUAAUUGACAACUAUCUUCUUGCUGAACUGAAUUCUCCCUAGUUCAAGUGUGUGUGGACUCGUAGAAUUUAUGGUUUGGAUUUGACUAACUGUUCAAAAAUAGGACCCUGAUGUAACAAGUUAAAAUGUGCUGCUGCUUCACCCUUUCCAAUGUGUAUAAUGCAUUUUCAAUGUUAGAUGUUUUGGUCUUGAAUUCUUGGAUUAAGUUGGACCAGGAACCUGGUUGAUUUCUGUUAACCAAUGUCAUGUUGUUAUGCUUUAAAAAUGGUUGUAUAGUUAACCUGACUUGUGUUGAGGAACCCUCUACUGUAAUAAUUCUUCCAAGUCUUUGGCCAUGUGAUUUCAAGCUGGACGUUGUCAUAUUGGCAUGGUGUUGAUCCAGUUAAUCAGAUCUUCAUUCCCUAGAGGAACAAUAAAUGCAGCUACUGCAGAUGCAGACACAAAUGUGCUGGGUGGGGGGGAUAGUGUGAAAAGAAAAUGAGUUGCCUGAUAUCUUGGUAAGUGCAGUGUCUACUGAAGAACCACUUUUUUUAUCUGAUCAGAUUUAUGUACUUGAGGUUUGAAUGUGAGACAAUAAAGUGCAACUGAAUGCAAAAGUUGCACAUGAACAAGUUGAUGCCUUUGGGAUUGGAGAACUGGAAGUCUAGUAUGAUGUAUGGACUUUGCCAUAUAUCAAAAUUAUGCUUCAGAUUGUGAAAUCUUUCUUUCACUACGUUGAUUGGAAAAGGAGAUGGAGUCUGUAUUGAAUAAGAAUGUGCUGUUUAAUUUGGGUACUUGGGCACAUCAAGUCUGAAAAUACUAUGACAGUACCAUAUACAGGGAUUGAGGAGGAGGGAUAUUGACCUGGUUCCUGCUCCUGAUUGCACUUCAUUGUAGGGAACUUGCCUUUGUGUGGAUGAUGGAGCUAAAGAUAGCUACACACAAAUUUGUUUAACCCUUUAGUCCUGGCCCUACUCACCCCCCAGCUGAUUUCUUUUGUUAUAUUAAUUUUGCAUAUGAUGAUCAUUUCCUUUGUUGCUAUUAAUAAUUGUGAAAUAUUUUGAAGGAGCCAAGAUUUCAAUGGCUGUUCCAAAAGACCUUAAGUUAACCUACUGUACCUACUUUUUACAAGUUUAACUACCUGACAUCAAUUGUUGACAAGUCCCUUGGUGGUAGUAGUAAAUUGUGCUCAUCCUGUGAAGCUAUCAGAUUGGCAUGCUUUGCACUAACCCUAGAAAGGUAGGCAUACAGCAUGGAAACCAGACACCCUUUGUCCCACUGAGUCCACGGAGACCAUCAAACAUCUAGUUGCUCUAAUCCCACUUUAUUUUCCCUGCAUUUCUGUCAUCAUUCCCCUUGCCCCCCUUCCCCCAAUUCUAUUGUUCAUGUGCAUGCAGGACAAUUUAUUGUGGACAAUUAACCUCUCAAUAAGCACAUUUUUUGGAUGUGUGAAGUCACUGGGAGAGUGUACAAAUUCCAGAGGCAGCACCUGAGUUCAGGAUUGUACCUGGGUCACUGGAGCUGAGGCAGCAACUCUACUAGUUAGGCCACUGUGUUGACCCUAAAGUAUGCCAUAACCUUCACUAGAUGCAGAAUGUGUUGAUUUUAAAUUCUUAUGUGGACUGUUCAGAAUGAAGGCAUACAAAUGGAUUUAUAUCAAUGUAUCCUGUGCUUUAGUAAAUGCCAAAAAAAAUUCCACCAUCUUCAAUUCUUCUGCUGUGGAAUCAACAUUUUCUGCUAACCUCAAAAGCCAUGAUAUUUGGUACUGGCACACUAUUGCUUUUGACUAGUUUAAAAAUGUUAAAAUUGCUUGUGUAAAAACAAGUGAUUUUAUUCUGUCAAUAAUUUAAUAUCUUGAUUCUCCCACCAUUGCAACUUUGCAUGUCACACUGAUCACCUGUGACUUGAGGCUUAAGGCCCUAGCACUAAAGCUGCAAGUCCUUUCUUUAGGCAAAGUCUUUGGCUGCUUAUGAUCUGUGUAGUAGCUGCAUGUGCUUCUGCCUAUUCUUUUGAAACUACUGAAUCCAAACAAGUUCUAUAUUACUGUAUUAUCCAAAUGGAUAUUCAUCAUGGACAUUUUGAAUAUCAAAUUUGCAGUUAUCUUGAGUAAUUUGGACAAUGUUGUCCGUAAGUACCUUAAACUGUGGUGCUGGUUUGAUUUUUUUUUUGGUCUGCUAACCACAAAACAAUGAUUUAUUGAAAUACACAAAUGGUAAACUUUACAAUUCUGUCCAAAAAUAUUUUGGGUUCUGAUGCCUGUAGACAUGUUUCACUUUGAAGAAAUGCCCAGAAUCUUGGGUGCCUUUUGCUUGCUUUUUUUUUUAAUUGGAUUGUUCCUCCUGAAGCUGUACGGUCAGAAUCCAAUGUCUUUGAAACUGUAAAUGUGUACAGAAAGAUCAAUGUAGGACUGUAUAAAGGAAUUAAAAGCAUAAAUAAAAUAUUCAGCACUGACUCUUGUGAAUACAAAUUAUGAAAAGGAUUAUCUAUAUUCUAUUUAAAGACUGCAGCCUUCAGUAAUAUUCAUUGUUCUGCUUCUUUGCACAUGUUUAUCCACCACCAAUGCAUUUUCUUGAUUUUUUUCUAAACUUGAGGUGGAUGCUGCCACUUUGUACCCUUGCAAAGUUUGGUUCAAUAUUUUUCAAGAAAAGAUACUGAUUAACCUUUGAGAUGGAUGCUGGUUUAAAGAUUUGUACAUAGCAUUUAUGAAGUGUGCAUCACACGUUAAACUUGCAAAAUACCAGCACAAUUCUAAAUUGUGGUAGUACAUUGAACAUGUUUAAACUUUCAAGCUUUGUGAAAAAGAUUCCCUUGAAUUUCUAAUGUUUAAAUUUAGAUGAGUGUAAAUAAAAUAUUUGAAUUU